AUGAGUGGCCCGACACUGUGCACUCUCCGUGGGGCUCUGAGGCAGAGCCAGCGUGGGGCUUCGGUCCUUUCCCUACAGCCAGCAUGUUUGCGGUGCGUGCAGUCGAGCGGUGCGGCCACGAGCUGGGCCCGACAUCUGUCGACGGGGCGGCGGAAGCCGGUGCAGGUGCGUUCUAGCCUGCCGGCACCGACACAGACGCAGCUGCGGAUGCGGACAGAGCAGACGCGAAGCUACGCCACGCCCGUGCCAGAUUCGUUCGCAGUGCCCUCUGUCGACAAGGAAGCGGCGACAGCGGCACCGACGCUUUCGGUGUCGCUCGCAUCGAUCCUGCAGCAGAUGUCAGCGUCGGCAGCGCCAAGCCACCCGUCUGUAUAUGCGACGGUGCACAUCUACGGGCGGCCGUACCUGGUGACGCCGGGCGACCGGCUGCGGCUGCCGUUCCGCAUGGCCGGCGUGCAGCCGGGCGACGUCUUGCAUCUGGACCGCGUGGGUGUUGUGGGCAGUCGCUCGGUCACGGCCGUCGGCGGUGUCACCGGCGCUGGAGGCGGCGGCCCCGAAGGAGAGGGCAUCCAACGCGGCGGUCACGUGCCGGGAGUCUCGGUCACGGCCGUCGUGCUCGGCCUCGAGACAGAGCCGCUGCGCCUGCUGGUCAAGAAGAAGCGGCGCAACCGGCGCAAGAAGACGGUCCGCAGCAAGCAUCAGUACACCGUGCUGCGGAUUCAGGAUGUCCGGCUCGGCGACGAGAGCGCAUGA
Messenger RNA from Grosmannia clavigera kw1407, 753 nucleotides. RefSeq lists its product as uncharacterized. Gene Ontology annotation, cellular component: ribosome; mitochondrial large ribosomal subunit. Gene Ontology annotation, molecular function: structural constituent of ribosome. Lineage: Eukaryota; Fungi; Ascomycota; Sordariomycetes; Ophiostomatales; Ophiostomataceae. The record is from RefSeq and is a predicted model, not a curated record. The transcript has a single exon. Bases 1 to 753 code for a protein of 250 amino acids.